UUUCUGAUGGCUAACAAGUUGGAUACAGCAAUGUGGAUUUCCCGCUUGUUCACAGUUUACUGCUCAGCUUUGUUUGUCCUGCCUCUCCUAGGGUUGCAUGAAGCAGCAAGCUUUUAUCAGCGUGCCUUGCUGGCAAAUGCUCUUACUAGUGCCCUCCGACUACACCAAAGGCUACCGCACUUUCAGCUUAGCAGGGCGUUUCUGGCCCAGGCUUUGCUGGAGGACAGCUGCCACUACCUGUUGUACUCUCUUAUCUUUGUGAAUUCCUACCCUGUUACAAUGAGUAUUUUUCCAGUUCUGCUGUUCUCUCUGCUUCAUGCUGCCACAUAUACAAAGAAGGUUCUUGAUGCACGAAGUUCAAAUAGUCUGCCCUUUCUGAGAAAUCUUUUGGAGAAACUGAAUGCUAAUCAACAGAAUAUUCUAAAAUUCAUUGCGUGCAAUGAAAUUUUCCUGAUGCCAGCUACAGUUUUUAUGCUUUUCAGGUAAGAAUUACCAUCAGUAUUUCAGAAUUACAAACUUUCUACACAGGAUAACUUUUUGCAAUUCAGUUCUCUGUGCGUGACAGUUUUCCAUCUGUAUGAUUCUGGUUGA
Molecule: messenger RNA, 591 nt
Organism: Eurypyga helias (sunbittern)
Lineage: Eukaryota; Metazoa; Chordata; Aves; Eurypygiformes; Eurypygidae
Gene: TMEM33
Product: transmembrane protein 33
Exons: 4
Biological process (GO): membrane organization; endoplasmic reticulum tubular network organization
Cellular component (GO): endoplasmic reticulum; membrane
Source: RefSeq, a predicted model, not a curated record